Messenger RNA from Aphidius gifuensis, 974 nucleotides. RefSeq lists its product as uncharacterized. The coding region runs from base 21 to 974 and encodes 317 amino acids. The record is from RefSeq and is a predicted model, not a curated record. The transcript has 6 exons. Lineage: Eukaryota; Metazoa; Arthropoda; Insecta; Hymenoptera; Braconidae.
GAUGUUGGAAAAUUAUUAAGAUGUAUCCAGUGUCAUUGACAUUUAUUGUUAUAAGUAGUGCUAUUAUUUUCGGUGCAUAUAAAAUUAGAACAAAUGCUGAAUUUUGGGAAGAAAUAAACAUGGCAACUGCAGCUCGGAAAGAAACUUUGAAGUAUUGUAUAAGUCCAUCAAAAAUGUUUACAUCCAGUGUAUUAUUUGAUGAUAGUGAAAUAGAAAUAUUCACAAAAGAAGACCAUUUGUCCCUUAAGAACGAUAACACACGCAAUUUAAUAUUAAUUCGCGAAGAUCUGGAUGCAAACGUACAACUUGUAAAGGCACUAUUUCCAAGAGAAGAACCAAUACAAGUAAAAUUUAAUAGAUUUAAUGGAUCACUUGACAAUGGUAAAUUAACAUUAACAACAGAAGAUGGUGAUACAACAUUUACUUUCCAUAACACAUUGAGCCUGGAAGUCAAAAAAACAUCUACAACUUUACAAGAUGAAAUAGCUGCUAUGGAAAAAGAACCAUCUAAAAUGCAACAAAUAAAAACGGCUAAAUUUCAUGUCUUUGUUCCAGAUAAUAAAGAAACAUUAAAAACCUCGAAACAUGAAUAUAAGUUCCCUUCAAAUUCACCAAUAAAAUUUUCAGACGUAUUUCCAAUAAUUGGUAAUUUUAGUUUAUCAUAUGAAGAUACAGUAAAAAUACAAGCAGACGAAAGUGAUGAAGUUUAUCAUUUGAAAUAUAAUCUGAAUAUUGAAUGUGACAGAAAAUUGGAUGAAAAUUUACAAAAUAUAAUUGCCACUGAAGAAGUAUCUCUAGAAGAUAUGAUACCUGGAGGAACGAAAAUAGUAUUCGAUUGUGGUACAAUAGUAUUCAAAACACAAGAUGGUCGUAAAAUAAUUGUCAGAAAGAAAUUUGAAUUGGUAAUUGUCGAAGAUGGUAAAAAAACAGCACAUCUUGAAGGGUCGCCAAAGGUGAAGGCAAUUGAAGUUUAA